AUGGCCUUGUCUACAACUUUCACACAGUCCCCGCAAUGCACCGGCUUGAUCACUCAGAUGGCUUACCACGGAACAAAUCUCUGGGAAAAUGCAAUCAACCCUGUCCCCACUUCCACUAUCACAACUUGCUACCCGAGCCAGUUCUAUUCCAGCGUCAUGGCGGAGCUCAACUCGGUCAGUCUUCCGGCAUUCAGUACUCUUGUCUGCCCAAGCGGCUGGACCGCCAACAUGUGGAAUGCAACCUAUGGUGCAUGCUGCCCCCGUAGCUUUGGAGUCUAUGCUCCCUUUCUCACCGACUAUCCCGAAAGGCCGCUCUACUAUGCUGCUUGUACCUCUAUGAUGCCCGCCAACCAGGUUUACGAGUUGAUUUCGUAUGAUUCCACCGCUUAUCUCACCACCAUCGAGACCACGGCGCCCUCAACCGGCACUUUCGUCCGCGUCAAUGCCUUUGAGGGAAUGAUAACUGGAAUUCCUACCAGCGCCACUACCAGUAGUAGUGUAAUACCGAGCUCGUCCACCACUCCAUGCGCUACCCCGGCUGCCACAGUCUCGGUGACGUUCCAGAUCAAGUACGCCAUCUCAAGUGAUUACGAUUACGAGCUCAUCAGCAUUGUCGGAUCCACGGACGAGCUGGGAAACUGGAACGUGACCAAUGGUUUGGCCAUGUCUGCGGCCUUUUACACGUUAAGCAAUCCGGUGUGGGAUCUGACUGUGCCGUUCAAUGCCAGUGACAAAAUCGAAUAUCAAUAUGUGCACUCAUACAGCAACGGAACAUAUAUCACGACCUUGGAUCCACACUACAAUCUCACAAUUUCUAACGGGUGCCCGUCGACUCAGACUGUCACAGACGUGUGGAGAUAG
Phaeoacremonium minimum UCRPA7 is the source of this 861-nucleotide messenger RNA. RefSeq names its product putative cfem domain protein. The coding region runs from base 1 to 861 and encodes 286 amino acids. The record is from RefSeq and is a predicted model, not a curated record. The transcript has 2 exons. NCBI's taxonomy places the organism in Eukaryota, Fungi, Ascomycota, Sordariomycetes, Togniniales, Togniniaceae. Gene Ontology annotation, molecular function: starch binding.